This is a messenger RNA of Megalops cyprinoides (Indo-Pacific tarpon), 2126 nucleotides long. Its product is annotated as nanos homolog 1-like. Gene Ontology annotation, cellular component: perinuclear region of cytoplasm. Lineage: Eukaryota; Metazoa; Chordata; Actinopteri; Elopiformes; Megalopidae. The transcript has a single exon. Gene Ontology annotation, biological process: negative regulation of translation; oogenesis. The coding region runs from base 164 to 841 and encodes 225 amino acids. The record is from RefSeq and is a predicted model, not a curated record. Gene Ontology annotation, molecular function: zinc ion binding; mRNA binding.
UAAAAACACCAGCCAGUGCUUCGAACUCUCAGAUGCACGGAAAGCACUGACACACACGGCACUGCUACCUUUGCUUAAAGAGAAACAAAACUCCAGACUGAAAAAAUCUGGCGGAAUCUAAUCGUAUUUUUCUAAAGAAAGACAUAAUUGCAAAGAUAGAAGCAUGGAUUUUCUAAAUCACAACUAUUUGAACUCCCGCACCUCUUAUGACUACACCUUUAAUUUUUGGAAUGACUAUUUGGGUCUUUCGACAUUGGUCACGAAGAACAAGAACAGCGUGCCACAAAGUCCCAACUCCAUCACGGAGUCUCUCAAAGCGACCCUGGGCUUGGACGAUUCCCCGGCAUGUUCGUGCGUAAUCGGGGUCAGUGGGGAAGGUGGACUGCUGGACUGCUGUUGUCCCUCCGCUAGCCCCCCGCCUACCUCUAUCCUCGACUUGAAGGAGCGCUUCUCCAUCUUUAGCCCUUUUCAGAACCAAAGCACUGGUGUCCCCCCGCAAGACAGGGACUCUGCCUUUGGAGGGAACUUCGCUGGGUUCGACCUUUUCGGCAUGGAGAGGAAGAUGCGCAAGCCAACCCCGAGGAGUAAGCAGGAGCCCAAGAUCUGCGUCUUCUGUCGGAAUAACGGAGCGCCGGAGGAGGUGUACGGUUCUCAUGUACUGAAGACGCCGGACGGGAGGGUCGUUUGUCCCAUUCUCAGGGCUUACACUUGUCCCUUAUGCAGUGCCAACGGGGACAAUGCCCAUACAAUAAAGUACUGCCCGCUUUCCAAAGAUCAGCCUUCCCAGCGACCACUGAAGGGAGGGAGGGCAGUGGGUGGUAAGAGACUGAAGAUAUUCUAAAUAGAUCCUUAAAAUAUUGAUUAAACAAACAUUUUUUUUUAUUGCACUGAACAUUUUUGCGGCUGCCCCGGUCCUAACUGCUACGAGAUCAUUUUAUUCAUAUAUGAAAUAAAGAAUAAAUAUUAUACUUUACUCAAAAAAUCGGUUAUCUUUUAUAUAUGUAUAUUUUUAUUUGCAUAGUUGUUUUAUUUUUUCUAUUUGUAGACAUCGUUUCAACACCGUGUAGUGCGCAGUUUUUUGGACUGUUCAUUAAGGUGCACCUUCAUUCAUAAUCACGUUUUGUGAGUAAACGGUGGUAUUGAUUUGAUGGGGGAAGAGACUAUUGGAACAAUGCUGAAGGAAUGAUGAGGCUAAAUUUCCUCCAGAUACAUCGUUGUUGUACUUGUAAGCUAAGCUUACGUUUCACAUUGCUUGACUAAUGAACCAAAGUUUUGUUCGACAUAUUCAAACGAAAGAAUGUUUUUUUUUUCCGUUCUGUAUUAUUCGGUAAAGAAGUUGUAUAUCAAUCCAGUUACUUUCCAGUGUUGGUGGGCGUCUUUUUUAUGAUACCCUUUCCAAUCGCGUUUCAAGUCCACAACGCUGUUUCAGACACACUCUGAGGCUAUAGACCAUUUCAUUUAAUAACUGUACGAAGGCGAAACAAGACUACCUAACACAAAGAGUGCUCUGUGGUGCAUUCGUGUGCUCGGAGUUAGUUCGGAAUUAACAGUUGCAUUGCCAAACGACAUGGAAAACCCCGAAACAUAUAAUAUACAGUCUCUUUGCCUUUUUGAAUGAUAAAGAAUACACAGAACAGCGGUACUCCUAAUGUUUACAUAACCGACAGAGGGUAAAACACUGGAUUUUGUUUCUUUCGGAGUAUCUCAUGUGUGUUGCAUUUUAAUCUAUUAUUUCACAUGUGUGUAAAAACAAUCCAACUUAAUAUCACAGAUAAGGUGGGAGGGGCCAGUAACGCUUUACAUAAACACGAGGAAACACAGAAGACCUUUCAUGUGAGAAGCUACAAGUCCUGCAGACGAAUGGAGCUAAUGAAUGUCAUUAAAAAAGCUUUUUUUAAACAAUGUAUUAUCCCUUCUCUUUGCAUUAUUUUGCAAGUGUAAACCCAAAAGAUGCAACAUAGAGUGAAUGUAUAAUAAAGUGGGAAAACUGACACUUGGAGGACUGCACAUUUUGGACAGUUUUGUUUACCAAAGGAAUACAAUUUUAAUGAAAUGAUAAAGUAAUAGAUUUGCUGUAUUGUAUAUAAAAGUGUGUAUUGUUUAUUCAGUAUUUUAACACUAUAAUA